Messenger RNA from Emys orbicularis (European pond turtle), 2577 nucleotides. It is a transcript of the gene AHR, whose product is annotated as aryl hydrocarbon receptor. Gene Ontology annotation, cellular component: aryl hydrocarbon receptor complex; nucleus. Lineage: Eukaryota; Metazoa; Chordata; Testudines; Emydidae. The record is from RefSeq and is a predicted model, not a curated record. Bases 1 to 2577 code for a protein of 858 amino acids. Gene Ontology annotation, molecular function: protein dimerization activity; nuclear receptor activity; transcription cis-regulatory region binding. Gene Ontology annotation, biological process: xenobiotic metabolic process; response to xenobiotic stimulus; regulation of transcription by RNA polymerase II. The transcript is spliced from 11 exons.
AUGAACCCCAAUAUCACCUACGCCAGUCGCAAGCGGCGGAAACCCGUGCAGAAAAUAGUAAAGCCAUCCCCAUCUGAAGGAGCCAAGUCCAAUCCAUCCAAGAGACACAGAGACAGAUUGAAUGCAGAGUUAGAUCGCUUGGCUAGCCUCUUGCCUUUCCCACAAGAUGUUAUCGCCAAACUGGAUAAACUGUCUGUGCUUAGGCUUAGCGUGAGUUACCUGAGAGCCAAAAGCUUCUUUGAUGUUGCAUUAAAAUCUUCCAACUGUACCAGACCUGAGAUAAAUGGCAUUCAGGACAGCUGCAGAAUAACUAAGCCUGGAGAAGGCAUACAUCUACUAGAAGGAGAACUUUUAUUACAGGCAUUAAAUGGCUUUGUGCUGGUUGUUACAGCAGAUGCUCUAGUCUUUUAUGCCUCUUCAACCAUCCAGGACUAUCUGGGGUUCCAGCAAUCUGAUAUUAUACACCAGAGUGUAUUUGAAUUGAUUCAUACAGAAGACAGACCUGAGUUUCAGCGUCAGCUUCAUUGGGCGUUAAACCCUGCACAACCGACAGAUUCUGCACAGAGAAAACAAGGAGAUAAUGCUUUUUCACAGCCAGCAGCCUAUUAUAAGCCAGAACAGCUUCCUCCAGAGAAUUCUUCCUUUAUGGAAAGAAAUUUUGUCUGCAGAUUACGGUGCCUUCUGGAUAAUUCAUCUGGGUUCUUGGCCAUGAAUUUUCAAGGGCGAUUAAAGUUUCUUCAUGGACAGAACAAGAAAGGGAAGGAUGGCUCUCCUGUCUCUCCUCAGCUGGCUUUAUUUGCAGUGGCUACCCCACUGCAGCCUCCAUCCAUCCUUGAGAUACGAACCAAAAACUUCAUUUUCAGAACCAAACACAAACUGGACUUCACACCUAUAGGCUGUGAUGCAAAAGGAAAAAUUGUGCUGGGAUACACUGAAGAAGAGCUGUGUAUGAGAGGAACAGGAUAUCAAUUUGUUCAUGCAGCUGAUAUGCUUUAUUGUGCUGAGAAUCAUAUCCGAAUGAUAAAAACUGGAGAGAGUGGCAUGACUGUGUUUAGACUUCUUACCAAAGAAAAGCGAUGGGCCUGGGUUCAAGCAAAUGCACGCCUGAUCUACAAAAACGGAAGACCUGAUUAUGUCAUUGCAACACAGAGACCUCUUACAGAAGAAGAAGGGUCAGAGCAUUUACGGAAGCGAAACAUGACAGUUCCUUUUAUGUUUGCAACUGGUGAGGCUGUGUUGUAUGAGUUAAACUUCCCUUUGCCUAGCCUAAUGGAUCCCUUGCAGACAAAGGUUAAAAGCCCCCUUGGGACAGGACCUGCUGCCAAAGCUACACUACAUAAAGAAUAUCCAAACUCAAUUCUUGAUGCCAUGUUAAGGCAAGAUGAGUCUGUAUAUCUCUGUCCUCCUGCUUCAGAUAAACUUUCUUUCGAGAGAAACUUCUUUACGGACACCAGCGAUGAAUUGGGCAAUGUUCUUAGCAGUGACUGGCAGGAUAAUCUUUUACCAACCGGAAAUAACAACAUCUUGAAACAGGAGCAAACCAACUGUCCCCAGGAAAGUAACUUAAUGCUUACUGAAGACAGCACAGGGCUCUUUCAAGAUAAUAAAAAUAGUGACUUGUACAACAUCAUGAGAAGUCUGGGUAUUGACUUUGAAGAUAUAAAAUGUAUUCAGCAGGAUGAGGAGUUUUUUAAAACUGCAUUUUCUUGUGUGGAUGAUAUUGGAGACAUCGACAUAACUGAUGAAAUCCUGACCUAUGUUCAGGAUUCCCUAAAUAAUAAGCCUGACUUCUUGUAUUCAGGUUGCCAUCAGCAACAGACAACGUUUCAGAACUCUAGCUGUUUGGUACAGCAACAUUUGGAUAAGCAGCAACUUAAUCAGCACCAAAACCAAGUGGCUGAGCAGCAUCAACAGCAGUUAUGUCAGAAGAUGAAGCAUAUGCAAGUUGAUGGGAUGUUCACAAAUUGGAACUCUGGUAGUCGUGUGCCUUUUAGCUGUUCACAGCAACAGCCAGUGCAGUAUGUUUUUUCUGACAUGCCUGGCACUACUCAAGAGUUCGCUUACAAAUCAGAAGUCAACCCUGCACCUCAUGCAUGUAGGCAGGAGUUUAUGCCUUAUAAACAGCCCACAACCCUGGUGCCACAGCUCUCUAAUUUUACCCAAAUAGAUUUCCCAAUAGGAUGUUUUGACAGAUCAAACUAUCCUGGUUCUUCAAGCUUGGAGGAUUUUCUCAGUUGUUCACAAGAAGUCCCCGAGAAUCAAGAGCAUGGAAUAAACGCUCAGCCAGUUAUGGUAACUUCUCAAACAUGCUAUGCAGGUGCUGUGUCUAUGUACCAGUGUGUUCCUGAAACUCAACCCAACUCUGUGGAUCAAAUGCAAUAUAAUUCUGUGAUGGAAGGUCAACAACUAUUGUUAAAUAAGUUCCAAAAUGGUUUCGGUGGAAUAAGCUUAAAUGAAGCAUAUCCCUCUCAGUUAGAUGUCAUCAGUAACACACAGUCUGCCACGCACCUUCAGCCUCUUCAUCAUCCGACAGAAUCCAGACCUUUCUCAGAUUUGGCAUCCAGUGGAUUUAUGUAA